AUGAAUCUGACAUCGUUGAUGCAGCAAGCAAAAGUGGUUACCAAGAAAUUCUCCGAAAUGAUGUACAUACCGGCUGAGGAUGGCGAUGAGCCGCAGGUCAAUAGCACCGUAACUGCAGACGAAGCAGACAGCCAAGCAACCGCUGAUGAAGUAAAGAAGGAGCAGGAAGAUGAGGUGGAGGAGGCAGCUGACGCAACUGAGAAUAAGGAAAAUGUCUCAGCAGACGAGCCAUCAGUAGCGGUAUCAGAAUUGGACAGGAAUAGCCAGAAUGAUGGCGGAUAUGGCCUCGGAUUGGAUACGGAUGCGCUGGAAGCAAAUGCUGCUGCCACCAUCGAAGCUGCACGCAAAUAUGCCAAUUCGUUCUUUUCACUGGCCAAAGAGGCGACAGCAAAAGUUGCAACAACUGCUGAAGAAACUGCGAAAAAACUACAAAAUGUUGUCGCUGAAAAGACAAUAAUUGGCAAUUUGGAUAAAGAACAGGCGAAAUUCAACGAGGAAGUGGUUGCGGCGAAACUGACGCUAGGCACACUGCCGUGGUCCGAUCUACCGGAUCAGACAAUUGCAAAGAAACACAUUCUGGCGCUUUCAUUGGAUGCACGCAAUUUCACUCGAGAUCCGCCAUCUGAAACAAAUUUUAAUUUCACACAUAUGCAGUCGGUGGCCGCUGCACUGCUCGAAGAAGAUCCAAAUCUACGAAAGAUCCGGUUCCACCUUGUACCGAAACAGCUCAGUGAGGAGCGUUUUUGGCGCAACUACUUCUAUCGUGUAUCGCUGGUGCGCCAGUCUGCACUCGGAGAACAGGGGCUGCCCGUACCGGAGAGUGCGAUUUGUACAAAGGAUGUGAAACUUGCAAGGCCAUCAGAAUCAUCAGUUCAGGAUGCAGCAUCUGAAAAAGACAAAGUUGCUACUGCUGCUGCUGGAGCGGAUGUCGCCGGAUCAACUAACAAAGAGAAGAGCGAAAGCGAGGAUGACAGCAAUGAAGCGAAGGAUGCAAAACUGAAGCAAAUCCGAGAAACUGUCGCUAGCGCCAACCAAAAAAAAAGUGGAGAAGAUUGGGAAAAAGAGCUGCUGAACGAUUUCAAUGAUUAUGAACUGGUCACAGGCCAAAUGGAUAAAACGGAUGAGCAGUGGGAAGAAGAAAUCGCAGAGCUACUGCAUUCGGCCUGA
Messenger RNA from Gongylonema pulchrum, 1167 nucleotides. The record is from the annotation of a GenBank genome assembly. NCBI's taxonomy places the organism in Eukaryota, Metazoa, Nematoda, Chromadorea, Rhabditida, Gongylonematidae.